Messenger RNA from Megalobrama amblycephala (Wuchang bream), 1247 nucleotides. Its product is annotated as ribonuclease inhibitor-like. The coding region runs from base 1 to 405 and encodes 134 amino acids. The transcript is spliced from 3 exons. Lineage: Eukaryota; Metazoa; Chordata; Actinopteri; Cypriniformes; Xenocyprididae. The record is from RefSeq and is a predicted model, not a curated record. Gene Ontology annotation, molecular function: protein binding.
AUGUUGCUCUCUGGUGGACUGAAGAAUCCUCAGUGUAACCUGGAAAUACUGAGGUUGAUUUAUUGUGAUUUCACAGAUGAAGGUUGUGAUGCUCUGGCUUCAGCUCUGAGAUCAAACCCCUCACACCUGAGAGAACUGGAUCUGUCUAGGAAUAAACUAGGAGACAGUGGAGUGAAGCUGCUCUCUGAUGGACUGGAUAAUCCUCAGUGUAAACUGGAAAUACUGAGGUUGAUUUAUUGUGAUUUCACAGAUGAAGGUUGUGCUGCUCUGGCUUCAGCUCUGAGAUCAAACCCCUCAUACCUGAGAGAACUGAAUCUGUCUAGGAAUAAUCUAGGAGACAGAGGAGUGAUGCUGCUCUCUGAUGGACUGGAUAAUCCUCAGUGUAAACUGGAAAUACUGAGUUGAGAUUAUGACUCUUACACCUGAAUUAGCAUUUAUAGGCUGUUGUUCACAUUUUCAGAAUUUGAAGGAUGUAAUCACGCAUGAAAGUAUCAAACUGGGAAAUUUCAUUAAUAACCUUUAUUACAAUACAAUACAUGGCAUUUAUCCACUGAUGUCAUUGUUCUCUACAGGUUGAGUGAUUGUGACCUCACAGGUUGUGCUGCUCUGGCUUCAGCUCUGAGAUCAAACCUCUCACACAUGAGAGAACUGAAUCUGUCUGGGAAUAAACUAAGAGAAUCAGAAGUGAAGCUGCUCUCAGAUAUACAGGACAAUUCACAUCAGUUGAAAAUUAUUCUGUUUUAAAAUCUUCAAAGUAUAAUUUCCUGGUUUUCUCAAGUUUUACCUGUGGUAGGCAACAGGUGGCUGUGAAAUGAAUAAGACCAUUAUUAAGGGUGUCACGUGAAGGCUUCUUGCCUCUGGGGAGUGUUGACUGUUUUGAUACAAUGUUUAAUUUGGCCAAUGGGAAAAGGGUUGGCCAUCAAUUGGCAGAAGGCCCAUGAGAGAUUAAGUUAAAAGAUGAACAGUAGUUGGUAGUCGGCCACCCUUACAAAGAAAAUUAUCUCUUACAUAAGCAACACCUGCAGUUUAAUUGGUGAAAUGACUGUGGUGAAAAUGUUGGGGAGUACAUGGGAGACUUAAGGAAGAGAAAGGGAGGAGAGCCCCUGUAAGUGAGAAUAUGGGAAAACUGUAAGGGUGUAUAUUACCAGCCAAUGAUACUACUUUGGUGUGUUUUAAGAGAUAAGAAAAAUGUAUAAAAACUGUGCCCUGGCUAGAGAGAUUCAGAUGUGGAGCUGCAUCUCACUUUG